CUAUCUUAAUAGGCUGUAGAAAGUGCUCAUAAAUAUAUUUAAAAAAAUAACUACGAAUCGAAUGAGAAGGGACGUCGCCGUAGAAUCGCUGACAGGAUAAUGUUUGAGGACCACCGAAACAUAUGAGUCGGUCAGAUGUUGUUGAUGGCUCCACCCCUGCUACCUGUACAUCUCCCGAGCCAUCUUCCAAACAGAUCUGACCCGGUAACCGCAUAUCAGCUGGCCGCCGCUGAAGCAAGAAGAGGACAACAAACCUAUGGAAAGCGUUAUCGCAAAUCUUUUCUGAAAGGGAAUAAAUGAGAAAAUCGCGGUUAUAAAGAGAUAAAGUAGUCUUCAACAGCUAACGAGAGCGCUAAAUGUACCAGAAGUAACGGAUCUGGUUCUCAACAAGGUGGAGUUUUGUGAGCGAGGGCUACCUACCCAUCGAUUGCGCUUUACGCUAUUCGGUUAUCAGAUGCAGGAACCUGAUCGACAGGUUGCGCGAAGAUAAGAGCUGCCUUUUCUGGAAGUAUUACACCGUUACACCAGAACAAACAAGCAAAGAAAAACAGUCAUUGGAUUUCCUAUAUGGAAUUAAAUGAAAGAGUUUUAAAGAAAUAUCAGAUUUUUUUUUUUAGACACAAUUCGCAUUUAGAUAUGUCUUCUGUUAUGUUCAUCUUCUUUAACGAUGUGUGAAUGACUGCUGUAUAUGGAACGAACACAGCCUGUCAUUUGAAGUGCAGUUUGCGCGUAACAGGUCGCUGAGAACACAACAUUUACAUAGAAGAAGGACUGAUGAUAACGAACCGGGCAGAGUAGAUAGAGGAAGAAGAAGAUAGUUAGUUUAAGCAAUAUGGCUGAAUUGUGGGGUAGGGGACACUGUCUGGAACUACUCAAAGAGCCUGGAUGCUAGUUAUAGAACAUGGCAACAUAUCCCUGGGCAUCGGUAGCCUCAGAAUAAUGCCUAAAGGUAAACAUAGUUACUAUCCGGACUCUCCCUCUAUCCGCAUAUCCAAGAUGGAUGUGAUCAUCCCGUUCUCCCCAGAUGUGCCCUGUGAUAGCAACGGGCAGCGCAUGUGGUGGGCUUUCCUUGCCUCCUCCAUGGUUACGUUCUUUGGGGGUCUCUUCAUCAUUCUGCUCUGGAGAUCUCUCAACUACCUGUGGACCGUCUGCUGCCACUGUAAUACCAAAAAAAAGAAUGUUCAUCGGGUCCAUCAACAUAUCUCCCAUGGGGAUGGCGUCAAGCACACCAAGGAGACGGUGGCUGCACUCAGCGAGGUGGGCUGGAUGACCUCCGUCAAAGAUUGGGCCGGGGUCAUGAUAUCGGCCCAGACACUGACGGGCAGAGUCCUGGUGGUGCUUGUCUUUGCCCUCAGCAUCGGAGCCCUUGUAAUAUACUUCAUCGAUUCCUCUGACCCCAUCGAGUCCUGUCAGAACUUCUACAAAGACUUCACGCUACAGAUCGACAUGGCUUUCAACGUCUUCUUCCUCUUGUACUUUGGUCUACGGUUCAUAGCGGCCAAUGACAAGCUGUGGUUCUGGCUGGAGGUGAACUCGGUGGUGGACUUCUUCACUGUUCCCCCGGUGUUCGUGUCCGUCUAUCUCAACAGGAGCUGGCUUGGCUUACGGUUUUUAAGGGCCUUACGAUUGAUACAGUUCUCAGAAAUCUUACAGUUUUUAAAUAUAUUAAAAACAAGCAAUUCCAUAAAACUGGUGAACUUGUGUUCAAUCUUCAUAAGCACAUGGCUAACAGCUGCAGGCUUCAUACAUUUGGUGGAAAACUCAGGGGAUCCUUGGGAAAACUUCCAAAAUUCCCAGUCACUUUCCUACUGGGAAUGUGUCUACUUACUGAUGGUUACCAUGUCCACUGUGGGCUAUGGAGACGUGUAUGCCAAAACUACCCUGGGACGACUUUUCAUGGUGUUCUUCAUCCUCGGUGGUUUGGCCAUGUUUGCUCGCUACGUGCCAGAAAUUGCUGCUCUCAUCCUUAAUCGGAAGAAAUACGGAGGGAGUUAUAACUCGACCCGAGGCAGAAAGCACAUCGUGGUCUGUGGUCAUAUUACCCUUGAAAGUGUGUCCAACUUCCUUAAAGACUUCCUACACAAGGACAGGGAUGAUGUCAAUGUAGAAAUUGUUUUUCUCCAUAAUAUUUCCCCUAAUCUUGAGCUGGAAGCCUUGUUCAAACGGCACUUCACCCAGGUGGAGUUCUACCAGGGAUCUGUUCUCAACCCACACGACCUGGCCAGAGUCAAGAUAGAGUCAGCAGAUGCCUGUUUGAUCCUAGCUAAUAAAUACUGUGCAGACCCUGAUGCUGAGGAUGCUUCCAACAUCAUGAGGGUGAUAUCCAUCAAGAACUACCACCCGAAGAUCAGAAUCAUUACCCAGAUGUUGCAGUACCACAACAAGGCCCAUCUUUUGAACAUUCCCAGUUGGAACUGGAAGGAGGGCGACGAUGCCAUUUGCCUUGCUGAGCUGAAGCUUGGCUUCAUCGCACAGAGUUGUCUGGCUCAGGGCCUCUCCACCAUGCUGGCCAACCUCUUCUCCAUGAGGUCCUUUAUCAAGAUUGAAGAGGACACGUGGCAGAAGUAUUAUCUGGAAGGAGUAGCCAAUGAAAUGUAUACUGAGUACCUGUCUAGUGCCUUUGUGGGCUUAUCCUUCCCCACCAUUUGUGAACUCUGCUAUGUGAAGCUAAAGCUGCUACUGAUCGCUAUCGAAUACAAGUCUGAUAUACGGGAAAGCAGCACUCUCAUCAACCCCGGGAACCAUGUGAAGAUGCAGGAAGGAACCUUGGGGUUCUUUAUCGCCAGCGAUGCCAAAGAAGUUAAGAGGGCACUUUUCUACUGCAAAGCUUGCCACGAUGACAUCACAGAUCCUAAAAGGAUAAAGAAAUGUGGAUGCAAACGAUCAAAAAAUAACUAUAACGGAUAUAUCAAAUCAAUGGAAGAAGAGCAGCAGUCAGCUGUUUCGCCUAAAAAGAAACAAGGCAAUGGAAACACGAGGAACUCACCCAACAGUUCACCAAAAAUGACGAGGCAUGACCCUCUCCUCAUGCCGGGGAACGAACAGAUUGAGAACAUGGAUGUGAACGUGAAGAAGUACGACUCCACAGGGAUGUUCCACUGGUGCCAGUCCAAAGACAUCGAGAAGGUCAUCUUGACCCGGAGCGAAGCUGCCAUGACUGUUCUAAGCGGCCACGUGGUCGUCUGUAUAUUUGGAGACGCAAAGUCUGCUUUGGUGGGCCUUAGGAACCUUGUGAUGCCUCUGAGAGCUAGCAACUUCCACUACCACGAGCUGAAACCCAUCGUGUUUGUGGGUUCUCUGGAGUACCUGAAGAGGGAAUGGGAGACCCUUCACAACUUCCCCAAAGUCUCCAUCUUACCUGGCACACCAUUGAGCCGGGCCGAUCUGAGGGCCGUCAAUAUCAACCUCUGUGACAUGUGUGUCAUCCUGUCGGCCAAUCAGAGCAAUAUCGACGACGCUUCACUGCAGGACAAGGAAUGUAUCCUGGCGUCACUCAACAUCAAGUCUAUGCAGUUUGACGACAGCAUCGGGGUGUUGCAGGCUACCUCCCAAGGUUUCACCCUGCCAGGCAUGGACAGGUCUUCUCCUGAAAACAGUCCAGUUCACGGGGGGUUGGUCCCACAGGCUUCCAUCACCACAGGAGCCAAUGUCCCCAUCAUCACUGAACUAGCACCGUUAGUAAAAGCAGCAGGCAAAGUCCUACCUGUGAUUUCAUUCAGUCAGGAUACAAGCAGUGGGAUCAACAUACACAUAAUAACAGAACUGGUGAAUGACUCCAAUGUUCAGUUCCUGGACCAGGAUGACGACGACGACCCUGACACAGAGUUGUACCUCACUCAGCCCUUCGCCUGUGGGACGGCUUUCGCAGUCAGCGUGCUGGAUUCCCUGAUGAGUGCUACAUACUUCAAUGAUAAUAUCCUCACCCUGAUCCGGACGCUGGUAACAGGGGGGGCCACUCCGGAGCUGGAGGGUCUGUUGGCGGAGGAGAACGCAUUACGAGGAGGCUACAGCACGCCGCAGACCCUCGCUAACCGGGACAGGUGUCGUGUUGCACAGCUAGCCUUGUACGACGGGCCUUUCGCUGACUUGGGGGAUGGUGGUUGCUACGGUGACUUGUUUUGUAAAGCGUUAAAAACGUACAACAUGCUUUGCUUCGGAAUUUACCGUUUGAGGGACGCCCAUCUAAACACACAAAGUCAUACAAGUCAAUGCACUAAACGAUAUGUAAUAACCAACCCACCAUAUGGUUUUGAGCUGGUGCCAUCAGACCUGAUCUUCUGCCUGAUGCAGUUUGACCACAACGCGGGUCAGUCCCAGGCCAGCCUCACCCAUAGCUCGCACUCCUCCCAUUCCUCCAGCAAAAAGAGCUCCUCCGUCCAUUCUAUCCCCGCCACCAACCGCACCAACCGCACCAAGAGCAGGGACUCACGGGAUAAACAAAAGAUGAAUAGAAUGGGCCAAGAAAAGACAUGCUUUAUAGAUGAGCCUGAGAAUGCAGCCUACCCCAGGAAGUCACACUCUAGUCACACAGCCAACCACCAGGUCAACCUCCAGGUUAACCAGAACCCUUACAAAUCCACCAACAACCUCAUCCUGUCCAUCAGAGAGGUGGAGGACGAAUACUGAACUACAGAACCCAAUGUUGAGACCUACCGUACAACCCACCUGGAGAACACCUGGAACUAGAGCCCAAGAACAGCUAUAACCCACCUACAGAACACCUGGAACUAGAACCCCAAAACAGCUAGAACCCACCUACAGAACACCUGGAACUAGAAUACAAGAACAGCUAGAACCCACCUACAGAACACCUGAAACUAGAACACAAGAACAGCUAGAACCCACUUACAGAACACCUGGAACUAGAACCCAAGAACAGCUAGAACCCAACUAGAGAACGCAUGGAACUAGAACACAAGAACAGCUAGAACCCACCUAGAGAAUGCAUGGAACUCCACCCUGAUCCAGUGGAACUGGAAUCUGAAGAACAAUUUAAAGCUAGAAUCCUUAGUUGCUACAUCAAUUUAUGAACUUAUAAAUGAAUGAUCAAAACAUCAAUGCUGUAUAAUAAACCUCAUGGAAAAGUGCGUAUGUACAGUAGCUACAGUAACAUCAUAUCAACAGGCUUUUUGACAUGUUUUAUACAUAUUCAUAUGUAAAUGAAGUAAUAGACAUAUAAAUACACUCAGAUGUCAAUCAGAUGUACAAGUCAGUCAGUCACUAAUGCUAACACUGUAGUUUACACAGCCAGUUCCUUAGUGACCAGACUCCAUCAGUUUAACCAUUUUGGAGAAUGAGGGUCGCUUCAGUCAGAGUAGCAACGCAACGCAAUGCCAGAUAACAUAUGAUGAAACAUUAUAAUAGAGUGUUAUCAAACUGGACUGAUUAUUUGCCAAUAAAAACCAUAUAUAUACGCUG
This is a messenger RNA of Oncorhynchus keta (chum salmon), 5418 nucleotides long. RefSeq names its product calcium-activated potassium channel subunit alpha-1-like. Gene Ontology annotation, biological process: transmembrane transport; potassium ion transport. Lineage: Eukaryota; Metazoa; Chordata; Actinopteri; Salmoniformes; Salmonidae. Gene Ontology annotation, molecular function: large conductance calcium-activated potassium channel activity. The record is from RefSeq and is a predicted model, not a curated record. The transcript is spliced from 31 exons. Gene Ontology annotation, cellular component: postsynaptic membrane. The coding region runs from base 886 to 4626 and encodes 1246 amino acids.